GAGAUCUAAGAGCAAUGGAAUACAAACAUUUCAGCCAUGAACACAAUCUGUCCAUAUACCAGGUGCAGCUUGGCCAACAGUUUCGUUGCUCGGGUUGCGACAAGUUUUGCGACAGAACAAUUUAUGCUUGUUGGCAGUGCAAAUUCUUUCUUCAUGAGCACUGUGGGAACGCCACUCGAUAUAUACGACACCCUUUUCACGCCGCCCAUCAUCUCAUUCUUAGCCCGUAUCCGACUUACCCCUCCAACUGUUUUUUGUGCAACGCAUGUGGUACCACCGGGACUAGGUUUUCGUAUUGUUGUGCAUUGUGUGAAGUCGAUCUCCAUGUCAACUGUGCUUUCCUCCCCCCAAAGGUAAGCCAUAAGGCUCAUCCACAUGAGCUAAUCCUUAACCUUAGCAACCGGACCAGCAAUCACAACGGAGCGAAUCAAAUGUGCAAAAUAUGUAGAAAGUCGAUGGAUUCAAAGCACUGGUCAUACGAGUGUCUCAUUUGCGCAAACUACAAAGUUCACACAUUAUGUGCAACGACCGAGAUGAAAAUGGGUCUGUACCAAAUGGAUGAUGGGUCAGAUGGCAGUGACCAGGGUGCACCGAUGGUUCAACAGGGUGCACCAAUGGCUCAGCAGGCUCCUAGUGAUGGUCAGGUGCAGGUGGAACUAACACCAGAAGAAGCUCUUGCACUUCUUCAUAUCAUGGGACUCUCAAAUGCAAAUGCUGCUUCUUAUGUUUGAUUAGUUUUCUACAACAUAACUCAUAACAAGUUUCUAGAACAAAUGAUUGUGGAUUCAACCCUCAUGGAUGAAUCAAAGGCGUUUUCGCAAAAAAGAUGCUACAAGUUCACCUUGUAACUCUGUUCGUAGUUUUUUGUACGAAUGUGCAAAAAAGUGAUCUGAUCUAAUUAAAACUGACUGAUCAGAAUUGAGAUACCCAAUUGUAAAUUGGAUUGGAUCCAAAAUUUAAAUAUCAAAA
Cynara cardunculus var. scolymus (artichoke) is the source of this 969-nucleotide messenger RNA. RefSeq lists its product as uncharacterized. The record is from RefSeq and is a predicted model, not a curated record. The transcript has 2 exons. Bases 15 to 731 code for a protein of 238 amino acids. Lineage: Eukaryota; Viridiplantae; Streptophyta; Magnoliopsida; Asterales; Asteraceae.